This is a messenger RNA of Coccinella septempunctata (seven-spotted ladybird), 867 nucleotides long. RefSeq names its product protein transport protein sft2. Gene Ontology annotation, cellular component: membrane. The record is from RefSeq and is a predicted model, not a curated record. The coding region runs from base 89 to 691 and encodes 200 amino acids. The transcript has 3 exons. Lineage: Eukaryota; Metazoa; Arthropoda; Insecta; Coleoptera; Coccinellidae. Gene Ontology annotation, biological process: vesicle-mediated transport.
CCAACAAUUUAUUUGGAUUUUGAUAGCUGUUUUUUUCUAUCUCUUUACCUGAUACAUUUUGAGGGUUUGUUGCAAAUAUCUGUAAAAAAUGGUCGAUUUAAAGAAAGAUUUAGAAGAAUAUCUUCUGUUGCAAAGUGACCAGAAGAAAAAUUUCAAAAUACAGAUGCCAACCAUCCCCAAACCCUCAUUACCGAAAUGGUUCAAGCAACAAGAACCAACUGAGGAAGGUUGGUUCCAAGAAACAAAAAAAGACUGCUGUCCCAGUUUGAGUAGAUUCCAAAGGUGGACAUUUUUCGGUUUGUGUAUAUGUGUAGGAGGAAUAUGUUUCUCUCUAUCAAUGCUGUAUGUUCCUGUUUUGAUAUUGAAAGCCAGAAAAUUUGCAUUAUUAUUCACUUUAGGAAGUUUCUUCUUUGUAUUAGGCUUCUUUUUCCUUAUGGGACCAUGGUCUUACUUGAAACAAAUGUUCACUAGGGAGAGGAUAUUUUUAACCAUUUCUUAUUUAGGCACCUUAAUUGCAACUCUAUACAGUGCCCUGUUCCUUCAAAGUACACCACUAACAGUACUGUUCGCAGUGUUUCAAAUCAUAAGUUUGCUCUGGACGGUUUUAUCGCAUAUACCUGGGGGCUCAACAGGAUUGAGUUUUUUCACAAAAAUGUUUUCUAGUUCUGUUACAAGCACCUUACCUGUGUAGUAAAUUUUAAUUCGGUAGUUAUUAUAUGGAAUUUGUAUAUAAUGAAUGAAUGUUCUCACUUCGAUUGAGAAAAAUUUACAAAUUUUUGUGAUAUGACAGUUUUAUAACUGUCUUAUUAUUACUUUAAAAUAGUCAUAUCAGAUUCACCAAGAUAAUAAAAGGCUGUUAUUUAUUUA